Molecule: messenger RNA, 318 nt
Organism: Encephalitozoon romaleae SJ-2008
Lineage: Eukaryota; Fungi; Microsporidia; Unikaryonidae
Product: 60S acidic ribosomal protein P2
Exons: 1
Coding region: 1-318 (105 amino acids)
Biological process (GO): cytoplasmic translational elongation
Cellular component (GO): cytosolic large ribosomal subunit
Molecular function (GO): structural constituent of ribosome
Source: RefSeq, a predicted model, not a curated record
AUGGAAUAUGUUGCAGCCUAUGCUAUGUUUGAUAAGGUAGGAAAGGAACUCAAUGAAAAGUCUAUAACAGAACUUUUCAAUGCAAUAGGUGCAGAGAUUGAGCCUGAGACCAUGCGCUUGUUUCUAUCUAAGGUUUCCAACAAAAGUAUGGAGGAAAUAAUGCUAAAGGGAAAGGAGCUUAUGGCAUCGCUUGCAAUUUCAUCGGCCCGAGAGUCUGCACCCACUCAGACUGCGGAUGCAUCGGCGCCAUCGCAGACCACUGAAAACAAAGAAGAAAAGGAAGAGGAAGAGGAUUUCGACAUCUUUGCUGCAUUUUAA